CCAUCUGCAAACUCUGGAGAGAGGGGAGGGAGAGAGGCGCGGGUGGCAGAGGCGCUGCUAUCCCAGCUGAGCGCCUCUCGGAUCGUGGUGUGGUGGGCAUUUCUUUUUCGCCCCUUUCCACUCGAGGCUUGCUCCCUCGUUCAAGCCUGGCCGCUGUAUGUGUGGCUGGAGCUGCGCUGCACCGCACCAAGCCCCGAUCUCUUGCUCUACCCCCUCUUUUCUUUGUAGCCCAAAGGAUUAUUUGUACCUUUCCCUUGCCUUUUGGGGGGAGGGGGCAGACUGCAAAGGACAGAGCCAUGCCCCGGAGGAGCAUCUUGGAGGUGAAGGUGCUGGACGUGCAGAAAAGGCGAACCCCCAACAAACACUAUGUGUAUAUUAUCAAAGUCACUUGGUCCAAUGGUUCCACAGAAGUCAUUUAUCGACGGUACAGCAAGUUCUUUGACCUACAGAUGCAGAUGUUGGACAAGUUCCCAAUGGAAGGAGGGCAGAAGGACCCCAAACAGAGGAUCAUCCCCUUUCUGCCAGGGAAGAUCCUUUUCCGCAGAAGCCACAUCCGGGAUGUUGCUGUCAAGCGUCUGAUCCCUAUUGAUGAAUACUGCAAGGCUCUGAUCCAGCUGCCACCCUACAUCUCUCAGUGUGAGGAGGUUCUUCAGUUCUUCGAGACGAGACCUGAAGACCUGAAUCCUCCCAAAGAGGAACCCAUUGGAAAGAAGAAGUCAGGCGGUGACUUGGCAUCGGUGGAUCCUAUGGUCCUGGAGCAGUAUGUGGUGGUGGCAGAUUACCAGAAGCAGGAGAGCUCUGAGAUCAGCUUGUGUGUGGGUCAGAUGGUGGAUAUCAUUGAGAAGAAUGAAUCAGGCUGGUGGUUUGUGAGCACAUCUGAUGAGCAAGGCUGGGUACCGGCUACAUGCCUGGAAGCUCAGGAUGGUGUCCAAGAUGAAUUCUCAAUGCAGCCUGAAGAAGUUCCUUGGCGAUACUGGUCUCUGCCCAGGCAUGUUGGCCGCCGUCGGACUCUUGGGGACUUGUAUACCAGUGGAUGGGGUCGAGAGGAGAAGUACACGGUCAUUUACCCAUACACCGCUAGAGACGAGGAUGAAAUGAAUCUAGAAAAAGGGGCUGUGGUAGAGGUGAUUCAGAAAAACCUUGAGGGCUGGUGGAAAAUCAGGUAUCAGGGGCAAGAGGGCUGGGCCCCGGCUUCCUACCUAAAGAAAGGAAGUGGAGAGAUGUUUACACAGAAACUGGGAUCUGGCUCCUCCACCCACUCGUGUUCCCUGGAUCUGGAUGGUGUUCCCCGGCAGCAGAAUUCAACAGGCCGAGAGAAGGACGGGCCCAACAACCAAAGAGAGGGGAGGUUUGAUGGCCGACCAUUACCACAGGCCGACAUUCGACGCAAGUCGCCAAAGAUGAGGCAGAGGCCCCCUCCUCGCCGAGAUCUCACUAUACCACGUGGAUUGAACCUGCCUAAACCUCCUGUCCCUCCCCAAGUGGAAGAAGAAUAUUACACCAUUGCUGACUUCCAGACCACCAUUCCCGACGGCAUCAGCUUCCAGGCAGGAAUGAAAGUAGAGGUGAUCGAGAAAAACCUGAGUGGCUGGUGGUACAUUCAGAUUGAGGAGAAGGAAGGCUGGGCCCCAGCAACCUUUAUCGAUAAAUAUAAAAAAACUAGCAAUGCUUCUAGGCCUAACUUUCUAGCACCGUUGCCUAAUGAGAUGGCCCAGGUCCCGCUUGGUGAGAUAACUGCAGAGAGCAAAACCAGCGAAGAAGCCACUGGGCCAUCCAGGCCUCUGCCUGAAGCUCCACCUAAUGGUAUGGACUGUGGAAUGAAAUGGGCCAAAGACUGGAAGGGGAAGGAGGCUAUUAAGAGUGCUCCCGCAGAGAGCAAUGAUGUAGCCGCUGGGUAUGAGGAGAUCUCUGAUCAGGAUACAGAGGAGAAGCCCAGCCUUCCCCCCAGGAAAGAAUCAAUCAUUAAAUCCGAAGGUGAGUUAAUGGAGAGGCAGAGGCCUCCACCCAAGCCCCCAGGCAUGAUUUUGCCAAUGAUCCCUCCAAAGCAGACAGCCACCCCUAGGGACAACAAGAAGCCAGAGCUGAAAACAGAAAAGGGCAAAUUGUUCCAGCUGAAAAACGAAAUGGGCUUGGAGUGUGGGCACAAGGUGUCAGCCAAGGAAGUGAAGAAACCAAACCUGCGGCCUACUGUCAAGCCAGCCAAGCCAAAAAUUGAGCCCCCAGAAGACAAGUCUGAGCCAAUGGCCCAGAAUCCCUUCUUGAAAUCAAAACCUUACAUCAGGCCGAAACCAGCUGCAGCCCCCAAGACGGACCCACCUCAGGCAGAUGAUAAACUGGACAUAUGUAAUCUAAGAAGCAAACUCAGACCUGCAAAGUCUCAAGAGAAACCCCCUGAGCAGGACGCUAUGGCUAGUGAAAAUGUCUUCAGUAAUAAUGUGCUCCCAGGAGAGGCUUCUGGCAGGCCUCAGGAGCGACUGAGCAUGGAGAACAGAUCCCCAGCCAAACAGGACAGCCAGAUCCCAAAGGAGACUGCACCCAAAGCUCCCUUUGGCCCUCCAAAGAUGGCCGAGAGCGAACCCAAGAGUGGCUCCCCACCUCUCAGAGAGCCAGCACUUCAACGGCCAGUGGUACCACCCAGAAGACCUCCUCCACCAAAGAAAGUGAUAUCUUCCUCCUCUGGCCCCACUUCAGAGCUGAAAGCCCCACAGAGGGAAGUGCCUGAAAUCAGAGCUGCCUCGGUGCCUGGCCGGCCCAUGCUGGUUCCACCAAAGGCCAAACCAUUUCUGCCUGCCGUGUGCCAAGACGAAGCCAAAGGGAAAAGCAGCUUAGGUCUAAAGGUAAUGGCCAAGCAGGUGGAGAGAGGGGAAGCCAGGGAGAGGACAGCUGCUCCCUUCACCAAUCCGGAUAUCUCCAAAGAAGCCCUCUAUGUGGCUGUGGCAGAUUUCGAAGGAGAUGAAGAGACUAGCAGCUUUAAAGAAGGGACCUUAUUUGAAGUUCGUGAGAAGAACAGCAGUGGCUGGUGGUUUUGCAAGGUUCUAACUGGGGGAUCUUGUUGGGAGGGCUGGAUUCCCUCCAAUUAUCUAAGAAAGAAGCCAUAGUCUGCCCUCAGUUUACACAGUUGAAGGUUCCUGUUCUUUCAUCUGAGUAUUUAAUUAGCCUAUUAAUUUAUAGUUUUCCAUAAUGCUGGCUUAAAAAUAUGUGGGAUACUGUACAUUCCAAUUUGUGUCAUUCCUGAGGCAGAAUUCAAGAAGCAGGCUUGACAUAAUGCAGCAAGGCCUUCACUCCUGCUCUGUCUGUUCCCCUACCCAUUCACAAGAAAUACUUUCCUCCUUUGUCCAUCUAUGGUAAACCAGCUCCUGGUGGUGGACUGUGAAGUUGUUUCUCAACAAGAUCCCGGUGUAUGUUGGCAAAUGCAAUUUCCUUCCCAUCUUAGAAAAAUUGCUGAUGCCCACUAGGCUUUUUGAAGAGUCUACGGGGAAACCAAGGAAAUUCAGCCAUUAUCCAGGUAAAGAAGCGAAGUGGAAUCUGGAAUAACAAAAGGAGUUGCUUUUCCCAGUGGCUCAGGGUCACUGUCAAAUGUCCAAAACUUAUUACCAAGUCCAGCCAUACACAGGAGCCAUAGGAAGCCAUGGGGACAAGGACAGACAGUCAUGCAAAAUCAGGUCUAUUUAGCUGUGUACAUUGAUGCAUGGCCAUGAGGGAAUGUGUUACUGUCUAGUUCGGUUUGUACAUUGCUUGCUUGCACCAUCAAACGCAGUCCUUUUACCUCUUGUUAUCUCCUCUACAAUGAUGGGUGUUCAUUUAAAUAUCAUUUACAUUUUAAAAAAAAGAUACACUCAUGGAAUGGAGGAUCCUCUGUGCUAGGCCAGGGUCCUGCUCAGCGUUCCCUCUAAGCUGCGUGGCAGCACAGCUCCGUGACUGGGUGAGGCUGAUUGGUCACCUGUGAAGCUGUGCUGCCGUGCAGCUCAGAGGGAACGCUGGUCCUGCUCAGACUUGUGCCUGACGGUGAUUCAGGCAAGCAAUGUCACAUUGCAUUCAAGUGGCUGGAGAGAACUAAGCAGCAUGUUCCACAGUGGGCUUGGCAAAGAGAACUCAAAUGAUCCUGGAAUUCCCAACACAGGCUGCACUUCAGCAUUUCAUUCAGAACUGCCCAAGGAAAUGGAUCCUUAACUCUUGUUCCCGUGAGACCUCAGGGACGGCAAUCAGCAGCUAGAAGAUGGCUGUACUAUAAAAGGUGCUGAUAUCUGGUACAAUCUGGAUUCUGAGCUUUUUCUCUGGAGAUGGAAAAGAAUGGGGGUCAGAUGUGGCUUUUCUGAUACUCAGGUGUUUCUGUUUCUCUUGGGCUUGGCUCUCUCUUGUUUUGCUUUCCUUUGGAGUGGCAGAAUAUAGUGCCUUUUGUUGAUACCUUGCUUCCCAUUUAAAGAGAUCUCCUUCCCUAACCAUGCGGGGCCUGUUAAACUCUCAAUGAAAUGAUGACCACUGUCAUCUGUUAUUCUUCCCCCCUUCCUCCGUCUGUGCCUAUGUCAGUGUGCUUGCAGGUUUCACUUAAAAUAAAGUAUGUGUUGACAUGUUCACCCUCCUACCUGCCUGGCCUAACCCCAUUAGCUUGCAUUGUUGCUGAUUUUAGAAGGAAAGUAGAUUCCAUCUGACUGGCUGUAACUCCUUCCUAUCCCCUUCUUUCCUUUUGUACUCAACUUGCUGUGGAUUCAAGGCAGUGCCUUCAAUACUACAAGAGUUUUAACUCCUACUCCUGAGGAGUACCACUGGCCAUGCCAGAAUUCCAUGCCACACCCACCCUCGAACAGUAGCAGUAAGCUUGGCAGAGGUGACUCCACCGAUACAGCUUCCUUUGUUGGACCCCGUGGAGCAUUCCAUCUACAGCACAGUCCAACAGAAGCAGACACCGGCAACCUUAUUAUGCAGCAUGACAGUCACAUCGGGGUUUUUUUUUCCCCAUGUGCACAGUCCCAUCUCCUGGACAACUAUUCAGUUAGCUCUCUCUGCCCCUGCUUUAUAAGAUUGCAGAUUGUGGGUCAUGUGGUUAUUAAUAAUCUCAUUGCUUUUGGUGCCAUGUGGUAAAUACUUUAUGAAAGGAACCAGCAAUGCAAGGUGACUUGUGCAAUAUUUGUGAUUUGGUUACACCGCCCCACCCCAGCAGAAUCAGGUAGCAAUGUAACACUACAACACUGCUCCCUCGCAUCCCUCUGCUUAGUUAAAACUCCUCUGUGUCGAUGUGGAUGUGACUGAUUAUGGGUGAAGAGUGGGCUGUGCAGCAAUAAAACCUUGUUCAGGUCGUCUUUGAGUUGUGAAGGGCUAGACAGAAUUGUGUCCCUUCACUUUCCAUUAUCUUUGGCUGCUGUCAGCUAAGAGUGUGGUUCCCAGUUCACAUCCACUUACUCACACAAGCUUGAUGAGAGCUAUUGCAAAUAGUGCAGUCAUGGUGGGCAGCGGCAGCCAUGGCAUGGCUUACCAUGCUGAAUACAUAUCUACAGGGUUCAGGUGGAUUUGUACUUGAACAAGUGAAUAUAGAAACUAUGCAUGUUUUCCCUAUGGGUAUUUCAUCUCUCCCUCUCACUCUUAGGGUAUGUCUACACUACAGAGGGUUUUUUCGGAAAAAUUCUCAUUUUUCUGGAAAAACUUCAAUUAUGUCCACACUUGAAAGAAAAUCGAAAGAACGGAGGGUUUUUUUUUCCGGUGUUGGUAAUCCUCUUUCUAUGAGGAAGAAACUUUUUUCUGAAGGAGCUCUUUCGGGAAAAGGCGUGUGUGGAUGGGGAAGAGGGAGUUCUUUCGGAAGAAGAGGAAAAAGCACAGGUGCCCUGGUGGCCACUCCAUCCAUAGUAAUUGCAGUUUAAAUGUGAGAUAGUAUCCAUUCAGUGUAGACACUGUCUUUUGAAAAAGCAGAUAGCUUUUUCUAUGUGCUUUGGUAGUGUGGACGUUCUCUUUCAGUAGAAGUUUCUUCAGAAGAUCACUUCUGGAAAAGCUUCUUCUGAAAGAACUCUGCAGUCGAGACGUAGCCUUAGACUUGAUUGUUCUUUGUUCUGUUUCAGUGAGACAAUGUCAUUUCCAUUAUUUUAUGCCCAGUUAGGUUUAUUUUUUCACCUAGACUGAAUGCUGAGACUGAGAGUAUUAACAAAUGCUUCAUAUUGUAGGACUCAAAUACAUUGGACCAACUACAGUGAUAAUUACAGGAUUGAUCUGUGGUUAUGGUAUAGGCAUCAUAUAGCUAUAAGUUAGUUAUGGGUAACUAACCCAUAGCUCUGUGAUGCUUGUGUAGUAACCACAGAUCCUCAUAACUAACCCAUAGCUAUAUGAUGCCUGUGCAGUAACCACAAAUACUUACUCACUGUACAAGUGGUGGUAACAUUUACAAGCCCUGUAAACUAGCUGGCUUAGAGAACACAAUAAUCAUCUGAUGCUCCUACCACCUAGCAUUUCCCAGAGCAGGUAUGGCACUGCCCUGUCCUUGUCAGGUUUGAAAUCAGAAAGCCUCAGAUUGGCAAAGAGGAUCCCAGUGUGGAAGAGACUGAGGACUUCUUAACACUCUCCCUUUAUCUGGAUCUCCCAACAAAACUCCUUACACAAACAGUAUGGGUUAGUGCUCAGAGCCAGGGAACAACCUUCUGGUCCUCUCCCUGUCUGUGCUACUGAAACUCAUCACAGAGAGGGCAUGUCACCUCUGUGCCUUGUUUACCUGUCUAUAAAAUGAAGAUAAUUCAACUGAACUACCAUGCUGGGGGAUUGGGAGUCUCAGUUCGCUAAUGCUUGCAAAGAGCUUUGAAAACCUAAGCCAGAAGGCACCAGAGAAGGGCAGAGUUUCUCUGGUACCUUCAUAUUAAGCUCCCCCAUUGUUACAAAGUACCUGCCUUCCAUGGAAUCCCCAGCAAUUAGCAUUUGCUGCAUAGGUGAACAAUACCAUAUUUUGUGUAUAACAAACCCGGCUUUGCAGCCCUUCAGCUCAGCAUAUCGCAGACAGGCUGGAGGCCUCAACUGCAAACCAUA
This is a messenger RNA of Pelodiscus sinensis (Chinese soft-shelled turtle), 6999 nucleotides long. NCBI's taxonomy places the organism in Eukaryota, Metazoa, Chordata, Testudines, Trionychidae. The record is from RefSeq and is a predicted model, not a curated record.